Messenger RNA from Penicillium malachiteum, 1668 nucleotides. RefSeq lists its product as uncharacterized. Bases 1 to 1668 code for a protein of 555 amino acids. The record is from RefSeq and is a predicted model, not a curated record. The transcript is spliced from 5 exons. Lineage: Eukaryota; Fungi; Ascomycota; Eurotiomycetes; Eurotiales; Aspergillaceae.
AUGGAUCAUCUGCAGCCCUUCACAUUCUCAGGCGCUAGACCUUCCCAUUCAGAACCCACCUCCAAGGCGGCUCCGCUUGACCGGCCGUCCUUCACAUUCAUCGACCACGACGAUGACUUGACCUCGAAAAGAAUCAAGGAUGUUAAUGCUCGCAAGGCGAUCCGUUCCCAUGUGAUGCGCGAUGUGCGCCGACGAGAGAGACUUGCUGGAACAAAACGAACCUCCAAAAGGGAGGGUCGUGGACAACCGACCACCACAAAAUCACAGUGCAAUACUGUGGAAGACUCGGAAGAGCGGCGAUUGGUCUUAAGAAAUCCAUCACAAUCAUUGACUACAACAACGAUCGAAGCCAGCAUAGUAGGAACCUGUUUCAGCCCAAGGAGUCGACUCGGGCGAGAUCGACCACCGCGAUGGACGGCCGCCCCAGUACAGUGCCAUUUUAAUCCGAAUCCACGGUCCUUACCCACGGCAUGGUUCUUUGAUCCUUUUUGCUCACUACCAGGUGCAGACGAGCUCCCAUCAAGAGUUGCGCAUCUAAUUUAUUACUGGAAAACGGUUUUCGUUCCAAUGACUUUUCCAAGUGGCCUCGUGGGGUCUGAGAUUCCCGAAUUAGACCUAAUGGUUCGAUCAUCUUUCUCUGAUCCGGGUAGUUUCUUUGGCCUCAUGAGCAUGUGUGCAGCACAUCGAGCUGCUCUGGGCGUGAACCACCUCGAUGCCUUAGAAGCGACAGGGGAUCGUAACCGGGUUGGUAAUGACACCGACUACUGUAUUAUGAAAGCAAAAUCCAUGCGAGAGAUGACUGUCAAAUGCCACAGCCUCGAGCUCUCGACCACCAACGAGGCCUUCGAUACCAUUGUCAAUCUCCUCACCGGCGCACUGAUCGCAGGUCUAUUUGAUGAGGCUAGAAUCCACCUGACUGGCCUGAAGCGCAUGGUAGAACUUAGGGGAGGUCUCAUGCAUCAGAGCAUCAGCUCCUCGUCAAUAUUGUCGGCUAUUAUAACCGGAUUCGACCCCCCUGAAUCGUCACCUAUCCGACGGCUUGGCUCCGGAUUUUGGGCAAAUACCCUCUUGAGUCCAGCCUUGUUGCGUAUCUUGAAUGUAGCACGCGACAUAAUCUUCUACAGUAUCAGUGUCCAUCUUGCGCCCCAUGCCAUUCUUCAAAGUGAUCAUGAUUUCUUCCGAGUUCUAAAUUGCGAAACCGAACAUCAACUACUCAGCUAUGUCUAUGAUAACGGGGCAGAUAAUAACCAGAAAGAACCCGAAAUCUAUCCGAUUGAAGCUGUCACCCGUGUUGCAUCAAUUUGCUUUCUCAAUUACUUUCUCAUUGUCUCUCCUCCUUCCUCGGGCCUUGGUCGAGCCCUUACAAGACAUCUCAUGAAAGCAGUGAACAACUGUAAACUUACACUGCUCAUGGAGCUCCCGAAGGAGAAUUUCGGAUUAUAUGCCUGGGCUUUAUUCAUUGGGGCUCAAGGAUCUCUCGGCCAGAACGAGCGACCAUGGUUUGUAGAGCGGCUGGCCCGUGUUGCCAUCCUUUGUGAAUGGCAAUCUUGGGAGCAAGUCUCUCGGCUUUUAACAGAUUAUUUCUACAUUGCAGUCGCACAGGGACCAGGUUGGCAAGCUGUGUGGGAUGAGGCGAUGGCAGGAUUUGUGAUUGCGGAUGAAGCAUGA